CAACGUUGCAGUUUAACAAGUAGCCGCUAUAGCUGGCACCACACUCUUGCUUUUGUGUCAAUGCGCAGAGCGCUCAUUCGCACUUUGCGUGGCUGUCAGACACCUCAGCUCCGCAAUCACUCUGUCUUCCGCAUUCCGCGUGCGCACCACCAUCACUCUUCGUGCAACAUGCAGCUUCCGCAAUCUUCCGCCGCAUAUGUGCUGGCACCUGAGCUCACAUGGACUGGCGAGGCGUUCGAGCGCGACGUGCACGUGUCUGUGGGCGCCGAUGGUUUGAUCCAGUCCGUUGAGCGCUCAGCCGACGCUGACGCCUCUGCCACCGUCCACAAGCUGCCAGGUCGUGCGCUACUGCCUGGUAUGGUGAACGCUCACUCGCAUGCGUUCCAGCGCGGCCUGCGUGGCCUCGGAGAGACGUACCCGAAGGACUCUGCCCAGAGCAGCUUCUGGACGUGGCGCGAGGAGAUGUACAAACUCGUAGGCGGCAUGAGCGAGCAGCAGAUCUACGAUCUGACACGUCAGUGCUUCUCCGAGAUGCGCGACGCCGGCAUCACAAGCGUCGGCGAGUUCCACUACUUCCAUCAUGGUCGACCAGGUGAAGGUAAGGACGGACAUGAGUUCGCGUACGACGAGACGGUGCUACGUGCGGCCAGGGACGUGGGGAUCCGCAUCGUGUUACUUAAUGCGUACUACGAACACGGAGGCUUCCAGCGCGCACCAAUGGUAGAGUCUCAGAAGCGCUUCAAGGUGGACUCGCACGAAGUCUACUGGAAGCAGAUGGAUGCGCUACUGAGUAAGCUGGCUGAUGACCCCACUCAGUCACUGGGCGUGGUGGCCCACUCGAUGCGUGCAGUGGAAGUACCCGAUAUUGUCAAGCUGCACGAGGAAUCCGUGCGUCGCGGUCUGGUGUUCCACAUCCACCUCGAAGAGCAGACCAAGGAAGUGGAUGACUGUAAGGCUGCACACGAUGGCGAGACGCCCAUGGGUCUGUUGUUGAAGCAUCUAAAGAUCGAUGAGAAGUUCACAGCGGUGCAUUGUACGUGGACCAAGGCAGAUGAAUUGAAGCAGUUUGUGGAGAAGAAGGGAAAUGUCUGCAUUUGCCCCCUCACUGAGGGUAACCUGGGAGAUGGCUUCCCGUUCAUUGCGAGCUGCUCGGACCGUGUGUGUCUCGGUACGGACUGCAAUGCCCGAGUGGACAUGUGCGAAGAGAUGCGCUGGCUGGAGUACGCGCACCGCUUGCACCAAAGCCGGAGAGGUGUUUGCACUGACUCCACUUCGGAGACCGAUCUGGCCAAGCUUCUGUUCCGUUAUGGCACCAAGAACGGAGCCGAGUCGCUGAACCUGCAAGUGGGUGAAAUUAAGGAGGGAUAUGCUGCUGACUUUGCACUAGUCGACAUUGAAGAGGAACAGCUCAAGUUCUCGACUCCGUCGUCUCUUAUGGGCGCGUUCAUCUUUGGAGCUAACGGGUCGAGCGUCGUGAAGGCAACGUCAGUGAAUGGAAAGUGGCGUGAGACGAUCUCGAAGAAGGUUCAGGAGACCCCGAAGAGUGAUGAUUCAGCUGUCUCCGAUGAACACAAGGCCCAGAUCGAGGCCGCUGCUGCUCUGGCAGAUGUCAACAGUGACGAUGUUGUGAAGCUUGCGAUUGGUCUCAACUCUAUCGUCUCGACCUCAGGAGAUGAGGCUGCUGUAGGUCAGGCGAUUGCCGACUGGCUCACUACUCGUGGAUGGACUGUGCACAAGCAAAAGGUCCCUCCACAGUCCGAUGCUGCCGUCAAAGCCGACAGAUACAAUGUGUAUGCUACUCGAAGCAACAGCAAGACUCCGCGUCUUCUGUUCAACUCGCACAUGGACACCGUUCCGCCGUACCUUCCUCCUCGCAUCGACAGCACGACGCUCUAUGGUCGUGGUGCCUGUGAUGCUAAGAGUCUGAUUGCUGGUCAAAUGAUCGCAGCGCAGAAACUUGUUGAAGCUGGUUUUGGCAAUGACGUUCAGGUUCUCUAUGUCGUGUCGGAAGAAACCGACCACAGCGGAAUGAAGAAGGCCAAUGAGCUCAAUGUCAAGCCAGCUCACAUGAUUGUCGGCGAACCUACCGCUCUCAAGAUGUCGAAGAUGCAGAAGGGAGUGCUCAAAAUUCAACUCACGCAGAAGGGAGUUGCAGCACACAGCGGAUACCCGCACUUGGGCGACUCGGCCAUCGACCCGAUGAUUGAUGUCCUCUACGACUUAAAGAAGGAGAGCUGGCCAACAACGGAGGAUUACGGCAACACAGACCUUAACAUCGGUCUGCUAAACGGUGGACAAGCAGCCAAUGCUUUGGCUGAGCAGUCAUCGGCGAUGCUUAUGUUCCGUUUGGUGACUGAGCCCGACGUCAUCUACAAGCGCGUUGAGGAAAUCGUGGCUGGACGUGUGGAGAUGAAACUUUACACCUCGAACGCCCCCGUUCACUUGACUACAGUGGAGGGUUAUGACACUGGCGUUGCCUGUUUCAACACGGACAUUCCUUACUUUAACUUCGACGGUAAGGCGUACCUGGUUGGCGCUGGCAGCAUCACGGACGCUCACUGCCCGCGCGAGUUCAUCAAGCUUGACGAUCUGAAGAGUGUGGUCGACUACUACUUCAAACUGGGCAAGCGUUUGAUUGAGGACGGCAAGUAAGCAGAGCUGAACGGAUUUUAGAGAGCAAGCAUGUUAAUGCUUAGAACGACUUGAUGACCACGUGCUUGUAUUCAACCAAAUAAUUGGCGUUUACGUUGGAGGGAGAGUUUUGCCUGCAUGGGCCUUCAGAUCAAACUGGAUCGGAUCAAGAUCGCCCCACUCAGCUCUCCACUCGAUGUUUUGACUGAAAAAAUCGACGCCAAUGUGCUUCUGAUAGCUCUCGAAGCUUCGCUCAGUUCCUAAUGUGUACUUACCCAC
Phytophthora nicotianae INRA-310 is the source of this 2910-nucleotide messenger RNA. RefSeq names its product formiminoglutamate deiminase. The record is from RefSeq and is a predicted model, not a curated record. Gene Ontology annotation, molecular function: hydrolase activity, acting on carbon-nitrogen (but not peptide) bonds. The transcript is spliced from 6 exons. The coding region runs from base 61 to 2652 and encodes 863 amino acids. NCBI's taxonomy places the organism in Eukaryota, Oomycota, Peronosporomycetes, Peronosporales, Peronosporaceae.